GUCCGCGCGUGAGCCAUGGGAGGCGGGGUGCCCGCCGGCAGAAGUAAACAGAGCGAGUACGCCUGCGCACGCUCUUCCUGGGUCAAGAGCCGGCUCGGUUCUGGGCUUCUGAGGCUCCCCAUCGCGGUCCGGCUUCUCUGGGAGACUGUCUACAAACCGACGAGAGGCGUCAACCUUUUACCCUAGGGGGCGGAUUUGGGUAGGAGCCGAGCGUUCGGUCGGAAACGCCCCCUUCUUCCUCCUGGGCGGGGCAAGUGAGGCCAAGCACUGGGCCUCCAGGGCGUCGUACCUCUGUGAGACAUGGCUCGCUGUGGGGAAGGCAGUGCGGCCCCCAUGGUACUUCUGGGGUCCGCUGGAGUUUGCAGUAAGGGGUUGCAAAGGAAGGGGCCGUGUGAGCGGCGCCGGCUGAAGGCGACGGUGUCGGAGCAGCUCAGCCAGGAUUUGCUCAGGCUUCUAAGGGAAGAAUUCCAUACAGAUGUUACCUUCUCUGUGGGUUGUACUUUGUUCAAAGCACACAAAGCAGUCCUUUUAGCAAGAGUUCCUGACUUCUAUUUUCAUACUAUUGGACAGACAUCAAAUAGUUUAACAAAUCAGGAGCCUAUUGCUGUGGAGAAUGUUGAAGCUUUAGAAUUUAGAACGUUUUUACAGAUUAUAUAUUCGUCAAACAGAAACAUAAAAAACUAUGAAGAGGAAAUUCUUAGGAAAAAGAUAAUGGAGAUUGGGAUAUCACAAAAGCAACUUGACAUCAGUUUUCCCAAGUGUGAAAACUCAUCUGAUUGUUCUCUUCAGAAGCAUGAAAUUCCAGAGGAUAUUAGUGACAGAGAUGAUGAUUUCAUUUCCAAUGAUAAUUAUGACUUGGAGCCUGCAUCUGAAUUAGGAGAAGAUUUAUUGAAGCUUUAUGUGAAACCUUGUUGCCCAGAUAUUGAUAUUUUUGUUGAUGGAAAACGUUUUAAAGCUCACAGGGCCAUUUUGAGUGCCAGAUCUAGUUAUUUUGCUGCAAUGCUGAGUGGCUGUUGGGCUGAAAGCUCCCAAGAGUACGUUACUCUUCAAGGUAUAAGCCAUGUAGAACUGAAUGUUAUGAUGCAUUUUAUAUAUGGAGGAACUCUGGACAUUCCAGACAAAACUAAUGUUGGUCAGAUACUCAAUAUGGCUGAUAUGUAUGGACUAGAAGGAUUAAAAGAAGUAGCAAUCUAUAUUUUAAGAAGAGAUUACUGUAAUUUCUUUCAGAAGCCUGUUCCCAGAACAUUGACGUCUAUACUAGAAUGCCUGAUUAUUGCUCAUUCAGUUGGAGUGGAAAGUCUUUUUGCUGACUGCAUGAAGUGGAUUGUAAAGCAUUUUGCAAGGUUUUGGUCUGAGAGAAGCUUUGCAAAUAUACCUCCUGAGAUUCAGAAAAGUUGUCUUAAUAUGUUGAUUCAGUCCUUAAAUGAUAAGAAUGCUGCUUUUCUUCUGAUGGAAAGUGACAGGCUAAUCAUCAGUUUACCCAGAGUGAAGUGGACGGAAGCAGCACUGACCAUGGCGUCUCAGCUUCAAGAAAAAUGUAUUGCAUUUAUUGUAGACAACUUCUCCAAGAUUAUUCAGAGUGAAAAUUUUGCUCUUCUUUUACAGUCACAAGCAAUGAGCAGCACAGCUGAUCUGUUGGACACAAUUUUAAAAGCAAUUGAAGAAAAUAUCACCACUGAAAAUAGCUGCUCUCUUCUUAUGGCUCUGGACACACUGCUGAACUCUGACAGUACAAAAGAAAUGGGUUUUACGUGCAAGAUCCAGGCUCUGCGUGAUAAGCUGUGGAUCUUCCUGGUUCAGUCUUUCUAUGCUGUUCGUCACACAGAAAGCUGGAAGCUGAUGAGCACAGAUGAUCAACAGAAAAUCCAAGCAGCUGCAUUUGACAAAGGUGAUGAUCGAAGACUUGGCAAAAAGCCUAUAUUCAGUAGCUCGCAGCAAAGGAAACAAGUUUCUGACUCUGGUGAUAUAAAAAUCAAAUCUUGGAGGGGAAAUAACAAGAAAGAGUGUUGGAGUUAUCUCUCUGCUAAUAAAAAGAUGAAAUCUGAUGGAUUAGGAGCAUCUGGACAUUCGUCAAGUACCAAUAGAAAUAGUAUAAAUAAAACUCUGAAGCAAGAUGAUGUAAAGGAAAAAGAUGGUACAAAAAUAGCAUCUAAGAUUACAAAAGAACUAAAAACUGGGGUAAAAAAUGUUUCUGGAAAGCCCAAAACUGUAACAAAAUCCAAAACAGAAAAUGGUGAUAAGGCACGGUUGGAAAACAUGUCACCUAGACAAGUUGUAGAAAGAUCAGCAACAGCAGCAGCAGCAGCAACUGGACAGAAGAAUUUACUAAAUGGAAAAGGAGUGAGAAAUCAGGAAGGGCAAAUUACAGGUGCCAGACCCAAGGUACUCACAGGAAACUUAAAUGUGCAAGCCAAAGCAAAGCCUUUGAAGAAAGCUACAGGGAAGGAUUCGCCAUGCCUCAGCAUCGCAGGACCCUCCAGCAGAUCCACAGAUUCAAGUAUGGAAUUCUCAAUUUCCACUGAAUGUCUGGAUGAACCGAAAGAAAAUGGAUCAACAGGAGAAGAAAAGCCUUCUGGACAUAAACUAUCCUUUUGUGAUUCUCCAGGACAGAUGAUGAAAAACAGUGUAGAUAGUGUCAAAAAUUCCACUGUAGCCAUAAAAUCUCGACCUGUUUCAAGAGUUACCAAUGGAACUUCCAAUAAAAAAAGUAUUCAUGAACAAGACACUAAUGUAAAUAACAGUGUACUAAAGAAAGUCAGUGGCAAAGGAUGUAGUGAGCCAGUACCACAGGCAAUUUUGAAGAAAAGAGGAACUAGCAAUGGAUGUACUGCAGCUCAGCAGAGGACAAAGAGUACCCCAUCUAAUCUUACUAAAACUCAAGGAUCCCAAGGAGAGUCACCAAACUCAGUAAAAUCUUCAGUCUCUUCAAGGCAGUCUGAUGAAAAUGUGGCAAAGUUGGACCACAAUACAACUACAGAGAAACAAGCACCUAAGAGAAAAAUGGUCAAGCAAGUACACACAGCUUUGCCUAAGGUUAAUGCAAAAAUAGUGGCAAUGCCUAAAAAUCUAAAUCAGUCAAAGAAAGGUGAAACUUUGAAUAAUAAAGAUUCAAAACAGAAAAUGCUUCCUGGACAGGUUAUAUCAAAAACUCAGCCUUCCUCCCAAAGACCUUUAAAACAUGAAACAUCUACUGUCCAAAAAAGUAUGUUUCGUGAUGUGCGUGAUAAUAAUAAGGACAGUGUUUCUGAACAGAAGCCUCACAAACCUCUCAUUAAUCUUGCAUCUGAAAUAAGUGAUGCAGAAGCACUCCAGUCAUCCUGCAGGCCUGACCCACAAAAGCCAUUAAACAAUCAAGAAAAAGAGAAGUUGGCGUUAGAAUGCCAAAAUAUUUCAAAGCUGGAUAAAUCAUUAAAACACGAACUGGAAUCAAAACAGAUUUGUUUAGAUAAAAGUGAAACAAAAUUUCCCAAUCACAAAGAAGCAGAUGAUUGCGAUGCAGCUAACAUAUGUUGUCAUUCUGUUGGGAGUGAUAAUGUAAAUUCAAAAUUUUAUAGCACCACAGCCCUAAAAUACAUGGUUUCAAAUCCAAAUGAAAACUCCUUGAACUCUAAUCCAGUUUGUGAUUUAGACUCAACAAGUGCAGGGCAAAUCCAUUUGGUAUCAGAUAGGGAGAACCAAGUAGAGAGAAAAGAUACAAACAAACAAUCAAGUAUUAAAUGUGUGGAAGAUGUUUCACUGUGUAAUCCUGAAAGGACAAAUGGUACCUUAAAUUCUGCUCAAGAAGACAAAAAAUCGAAAGUUCCUGUGGAAGGACUGACAGUUCCUAGUAAGUUGUCAGAUGAAUCUGCUAUGGAUGAAGACAAACAUGCUACAGCACACUCAGAUGUAUCUUCCAAGUGUUUUUCGGGACAGCUAUCAGAAAAAAAUUCUCCUAAAAAUAUGGAAACAUCAGAAUCUCCAGAGAGCCAUGAAACUCCAGAAACUCCAUUUGUGGGUCACUGGAAUUUGAGUACUGGUGUUCUGCAUCAGCGAGAGAGUCCUGAGUCUGACACUGGCAGUGCUACCACCUCCUCCGAUGACAUAAAGCCCAGAUCUGAAGACUAUGAUGCCGGAGGGUCUCAGGAUGAUGAUGGGUCAAAUGACAGAGGUAUCUCUAAAUGUGGCACUAUGCUGUGCCAUGAUUUUCUUGGAAGAAGUAGCAGUGAUACCAGUACUCCUGAAGAAUUAAAAAUUUAUGAUAGUAAUUUAAGAAUUGAAGUAAAAAUGAAAAAGCAAAGUAGUAAUGAUCUUUUCCAAGUUAAUUCAACAAGUGAUGAUGAAAUCCCUAGGAAAAGGCCAGAAAUUUGGUCUCGAUCUGCAAUAGUUCACUCUAGGGAAAGAGAAAAUAUUCCACGAGGCAGUGUCCAGUUUGCUCAGGAAAUAGAUCAGGUAUCUUCUUCAGCAGAUGAAACAGAAGAUGAAAGAUCUGAAGCUGAAAACGUUGCAGAAAAUUUCUCUAUAUCUAACCCACCUCCUCAGCAGUUUCAGGGAAUAAUUAAUUUAGCUUUUGAAGAUGCAACUGAAAAUGAAUGUCGUGAAUUUUCUGCAAAUAAAAAGUUUAAAAGGUCAGUUUUACUUUCAGUCGAUGAAUGUGAAGAGCUGGGAUCAGAUGAAGGAGAAGUCCAUACUCCCUUUCAGCCUUCUGUAGAUUCUUUUUCACCUUCUGAUGUUUUUGAUGGCAUUUCUCAUGAACAUCAUGGAAGGACCUGCUAUUCCAGAUUCUCACGAGAAAAUGAAGAUAAUAUUUUAGAAUGUAAACAAAAUAAAGGCAAUAGUGUAUGUAAAAAUGAAAGCACUCUCUUGGAUCUUAGUAGCAUUGACUCUUCAAGAAAAAAUAAACAGAGUGUUUCAGCCACAGAAAAAAAGAACACAAUAGACGUCCUAUCCAGUAGAAGCAGACAGCUUCUUCCAGAAGAUAAAAAAGUAAACAGUGGAAGCAAUGUGGAUAAUGACAUUCAGCAACGCAGCAAAUUCUUGGAUAGUGAUGUAAAAUCUCAAGAAAGACCAUGUCACUUGGAUCUUCAUCAAAGAGAACCCAAUUCUGACAUACCAAAGAACAGCUCUACAAAAUCUCUAGACUCCUUUCGGAGUCAAAUUCUGCCUCAGGAAGGUCCAGUGAAAGAGAGCCAUUCUACAACUACUGAAAAAGCUAAUAUUGCUUUAUCUGCAGGAGACAUAGAUGAUUGUGACACACUGGCACAAACCCGCAUGUAUGACCAUCGGCCUUCAAAAACCCUGUCUCCAAUAUAUGAGAUGGAUGUAAUAGAAGCAUUUGAGCAGAAAGUGGAAUCAGAAACACAUGUUACAGAUAUGGAUUUUGAAGAUGACCAACAUUUUGCAAAACAAGACUGGACACUACUAAAGCAACUGCUCUCUGAACAGGAUUCAAACUUAGAUGUUACAAAUUCCGUUCCUGAAGACUUAAGUUUAGCACAGUAUCUAAUCAAUCAGACACUACUUUUAGCACGAGAUAGCUCAAAACCUCAGGGUAUAGCACAUAUUGACACUUUGAACAGAUGGAGUGAACUAACAUCUCCACUUGAUUCCUCAGCGAGCAUCACCAUGGCUAGUUUUUCCUCUGAAGAUUGUUCGCCUCAAGGCGAGUGGACAAUUCUGGAACUGGAAACUCAGCAUUAAGUGUUAACAUUUUGGAAAAAUUUAUGCCACUCCUUUAUUUUUUGAUGCCUAUAUUAUAUCCAAAUGAUAAUUGCAUUAGCCAGAUAUAAACUUUCUUUAAUAUUGAGUCUUUCCAAUUUAAUAAGGUAAACAUAGUUUAUUUAUUAAUAUAUCACAUAUAGAAAAAUGUUUUUCUAAAGUUUUUGAGCAUGUUUUCUCUAAUUAUUAGAGAAAUUAGAAGACUUAUAAGGAAACCCUAGCUUCAGUUUUCCUUUCCUAGCUGAUGAUUUGUUCACUUAUUCAUUAUUCAAGAAUUUAAAAUGUGAAUGCACAAGUAGAUCAGUCCCUUUACUUUUUGCUCUGCAUAGGGUAACAUAGUAAUUUAACAAUAAAAACUUACUGUGCUUGUGUCCA
Gorilla gorilla gorilla (western lowland gorilla) is the source of this 6069-nucleotide messenger RNA. It is a transcript of the gene BTBD8, whose product is annotated as BTB domain containing 8. The coding region runs from base 301 to 5676 and encodes 1791 amino acids. The record is from RefSeq and is a predicted model, not a curated record. The transcript has 18 exons. Gene Ontology annotation, molecular function: protein binding. Lineage: Eukaryota; Metazoa; Chordata; Mammalia; Primates; Hominidae.